GACACGUAUGUACCAGCCCUGUGCAUGCUGGGCCGCCACGCUUAGCACUCGCAGGUCACAGCACAGGCAGCGCCUCGCUCUCACCAACCGCGCCGCCCGCGGCCGCUACAAAUAGUACCCUCAGCGCGCGCCCAGCACGGCACGCCGGCGUCGAUCGCACCACGCACGUUACUAUCAUCACUCGACCAAACUAACAACAGCUCAGGCUGAAACAGCGAUGACGACGACGACGACAACGCUGCCGACGGGGCGCGCCGUGGCCCUGCUGCUGCUCCUGCUGGCCACGACGGCGACGGAGGCCGCGAACCCGUGCAACCCGGCGCAGCUGACGCCGUGCGCGGGGCCGGCGCUGUUCGGCGGCGCGGUGCCGCCGGCGUGCUGCGCGCAGCUGCGGGCGCAGCAGGGGUGCCUGUGCGGGUACGCGCGCAGCCCCAACUACGGGAGCUACAUCCGCAGCCCCAACGCGGCGAGGCUCUUCGCCAUCUGCAACCUGCCCAUGCCGCGCUGCCGUUAUUAGCGGGCAGUAGUAUAUAUACUAGCUAGCUAUUCCAAUACAAUCAUGCUCAGUCGUUGGUAUAUCGUACGUACUCAUGUGAAGCAUGCGGUGCACACCAUGGAUCAUGUAGGACGUUCUGUUACAUGAAUAAAAUCCAGGACGUCUGAGUUUGUGCGGCAA
This is a messenger RNA of Zea mays, 676 nucleotides long. Its product is annotated as probable non-specific lipid-transfer protein 2. The coding region runs from base 218 to 517 and encodes 99 amino acids. The transcript has a single exon. NCBI's taxonomy places the organism in Eukaryota, Viridiplantae, Streptophyta, Magnoliopsida, Poales, Poaceae. Gene Ontology annotation, biological process: lipid transport. The record is from RefSeq and is a predicted model, not a curated record.